AUUUCCUUCUUCUUCCUCCAAUCCAAACCUCACCCUCUCAAUUUCCACGGCGCCAUUUCACGGUGGCGCUUCACCUUCCUCCGUCGUCUUCUCUCCUAAAAAUCCAACCUUUACAAAAUUCAGACAAAAAGAGAAUGACUUUAAUCGCUUCUUUGUCUCUCCCACCACCAGCUAUACAAAGACAAUCACUUUCUAAAUCUCAGUGCUUCAAUUGUCAAUUACGGUCUUCUAGUUUACCUCUCUCUUCUCUCCAUUCUUCAUCGCUUAGUAAAUUUCUAGAUUUUAGACCACGGCGGAGAAACGGCGGCGGAUUAGUACCAGUGGUGGCGUGUUCAACGACGCCGUUUAUGGGUAGAGUUGGAUUACAUUGGAGAGAUGGGAACAUGUCUCUGUUAUCGUUUUGUGGUGGAACUGAUGUUACGGAGAAAGCUGAUUCGUCUCAGUUUUGGUCUGCUUUGCUUCCUUUUGUUGUUGCUCUCACUGCUGUUGCUGCUCUCUGUUACCCACCUAGUUUCACUUGGGUAUCUAAAGAACUCUAUGCUCCUGCUCUUGGAGGGAUUAUGUUAUCUAUUGGAAUUCAGCUUUCGAUUGACGAUUUUGCUCUUGCAUUCAAAAGACCAGUGCCGUUAUCUGUUGGGUUUGUUGCUCAGUACGUUUUGAAACCGCUUCUCGGGGUUUUAGUUGCUAAUGCCUUUGGGAUGCCGAGGACCUUCUACGCUGGUUUUGUACUCACGUGUUGUGUGGCGGGGGCUCAGUUGUCUAGUUACGCGAGUUCUCUGAGUAAAGCAGAUGUGGCUAUGAGCAUUCUUCUCACUAGUUCUACAACUAUUGCCUCUGUAAUCUUUACGCCUUUGCUAAGUGGUCUUCUAAUUGGAUCGGUAGUUCCUGUUGAUGCAGUUGCCAUGUCGAAGUCCAUACUUCAGGUGGUACUUGUUCCAGUCACUCUUGGCCUUGUGUUAAAUACUUAUGCGAAGCCUGUGGUCACUCUUCUUCAACCCGUGAUGCCGUUUGUUGCUAUGGUAUGCACUUCAUUGUGCAUUGGAAGCCCACUUUCGAUAAACCGCAGUCAGAUUCUGUCAGCUGAAGGUCUUGGAUUGAUUGUUCCAAUUGUUACAUUCCAUGCAGUAGCAUUUGUCUUGGGAUAUUGGUUCUCUAAGAUCCCAGGCUUACGGCAAGAGGAAGAAGUAAGCCGGACUAUCUCCCUUUGCACGGGAAUGCAGAGCUCCACAUUAGCGGGGCUUCUUGCAAGCCAGUUCCUAGGUAGCAGCCAAGCCGUGCCAGCAGCUUGCUCUGUGGUUGUAAUGGCCAUAAUGGGUCUAUGCCUUGCCUCUUUCUGGGGAAAUGGGUUUCGAAUCAGAGACGUUCUGUCGCUAUCAACACCGCAAAGCAGUGGCUACACCACUGAAUCAUGAGCAAUAUUCAGUCGCAACAAACCUGUAAAGCAAGGGAACCUUGGGACAUUGAUGGAAAACACUUUCCGGUUUUUGAUUUGUUGUACAAACAGCAUUUGGGAAGCAAAGAUAAGGUUUAGAGGGGAUGGUAUAGGUAGUGUAGACAAAAUGGUGUUCAUCAAUCAUCUUGUAUGUAAUCAGCUAAUUCAUGGUAUAAAAGUUGAUCUUUUGU
Arabidopsis arenosa is the source of this 1623-nucleotide messenger RNA. Lineage: Eukaryota; Viridiplantae; Streptophyta; Magnoliopsida; Brassicales; Brassicaceae. The record is from the annotation of a GenBank genome assembly.